AUGUGUUCAGUUCAGCAGCUGAGGGAUUUCAUCAGAGAGAGACUAACUGCUGCUGCGGAGGAAAUCUUCACUCAGGUCGAAAAAACCAUCAUUAGCUACGAGGAAGAGAUUAAAGUUCUGGAAACCUGCAGGAAUGAAGCUCAGAUAAAAACAACCGAUCCGGACCGAGAAGAACCAGAACCUCUGCAGAUUCAACAGGAGGAACCAGAACUCCCACUGAUUGAAGUGGGCCUGGAAGAACUUGGACCAACCGAACGAGACCAGAAGGAACCGGUACCUGGAGGAACCACAGGAGAGCUGACACAACCAGAACCAGCGCAGAUUAAAGAUGAACUUACAGAACCACAGCGGCUGGCCGACCCGGUGUCCAACAGCCAGGAGGGACAGCGGCUGGUACUGAAGGAGGAGACGUCUGUGGACCUGCUGAGUUACCAGCAAACUGAAGCAGAACCAACCGCUGAGCAGCUUUGUUAUGGUUCUGAACCUCAGACCCAAAGCUCAGAAGGAAACGUCUCCACUGUGUCCCAGAGUUUGUCUCUUAGAAACUGUGAAAAAGUCUUUAACUCCAGAAACAAUCUGGAUCAGCAUCGCAGAACUCACACAGGCGAGCGGCCAUUUUCCUGUCCAACAUGUGGGAAGAGUUUGUCCAAAAGCAGCAAAUUGAAGGUCCACAUGAGAUCCCACACAGGAGAGAGGCCUUUCAUCUGCAGCAUCUGCGGCAAAGCUUUGAGUUCAAACAGACACCUGACCGAUCACAUGGUCACCCACUCCAGCCAGAGGCCCUUCGGUUGCUCAGUGUGUGGAAAAACGUUUUGUCAUGAGAGUUCCUUCCAGUACCACAUGAAAGGCCACAACGGAGACAAGCCGCAUUCUUGUGACACGUGUGGAAAAAGGUUUAUUCUCAGUUCCAGUCUGCUGAGGCACAUGAGAACCCACACAGGAGAGAGGCCUUUCUGCUGCGCCACAUGUGGGAAACGGUUCGCUCAGAGCAGCAACCUGGGUGUUCACAGGAGGAUCCACACGGGAGAGAAGCCGUACUCCUGCCCAACGUGUGCAGAGAGUUUCUGUCGUAGAGCAGGUCUGCUCAGGCACAUGCAGACCCACAAGACCGGCUGAAAACCCAACAACAUUUCUCCUAAAGUGGAUUUAUUUCACAGUCAAUCGACAGCUUUUGGUUCCUGCUGCUCAAAGUCACAUUACAAACCACCAAACUCUGGAAGAGGUUCUCCCAUUUAUCCUGCACAACUGUAAAAACAAGAUUUUAGUCUCAGAAGAGGAAAUAUUUCAGAUUUGGGUUCGUUUGAGAUUUGAACCAACAGGGGAAACAAACUGAUCCGUUUAAAGCAGAGCAAACUGACCAGGUGUGAAUACACCUUUAAGGUUUUAAAGACAACAGGUGACGCAAUAUAAGAAUCAUUAACUAGAGUCUGUUUUCUGCCGCACUGUUCAGUGCAUAUCUCACCCUGGCUUAAUUAAAUAUCAUAUUGACAGCAGUCAGAGUGGGCCAUGCUUACUGAGCACCAGCAGCUCCUGCUGGUCCAGAGGUCAGAACUGCUGUCAGCAGGAACUCAAGGAUGUAGGGCAGCAGCCAGACAAACAGCCGGCAAACAGCCGGCAGACAGCUGGCAAACAGCUGGCAGACAGCCAGCAAAC
Messenger RNA from Poeciliopsis prolifica (blackstripe livebearer), 1653 nucleotides. Its product is annotated as oocyte zinc finger protein XlCOF6.1-like. The transcript is spliced from 2 exons. Gene Ontology annotation, cellular component: nucleus. Bases 1 to 1116 code for a protein of 371 amino acids. The record is from RefSeq and is a predicted model, not a curated record. Lineage: Eukaryota; Metazoa; Chordata; Actinopteri; Cyprinodontiformes; Poeciliidae.